UAGAAGGAACCAGUAAGAAUGCUGAAGUCAACGAAACCAUAAAUAUGAUGAGCUUGCAGUAAAGGAGCAUUACAGUUGCCUUCAGGAAUAACAGAGUGAUGCCAUGGCAGAUGCAAUAAAUGCCAGCAUGAGACAGUCAAGUUUAAAAUCCCUACAGAAUUACUGUACAAAUAUUGCUGUGGUAUUAAGGCUGUGGUUCAAUAUCAAGAUUCUGUCCGUACAACUCAUUUAAACGGGACACUAGGGCUUUAAAUGGCUCCUUGAACCCUCGGGCACCCAGUUAAUAAACACCCACGUCAGCACAGUGCUCCAGUCGCUUUAACCGGGUUUCGGUCUUUAGGGCUGAGCAGGAAGUGCCUGACUGUGGACCCUGGACGAGAAAAAAAAAACAGAGCAAAGAAAAAAAAAGGCAAAAUAAAUUAAAAAUGGAUAUGGUGGCUGACUUGGGGGCGAAUAGACUCUAUCGGGCGCCGGGUGAAUCGAGUCACCAGUGAGUAUCGAUGGAUUUUGUCAGUGGUAUCACGGCGUGGGGCGUAAGCGGGUCCUGCCGACACCUCACGCCUGGGAAAGAGUCGCUGGGUUUGGGCAGCAGGCAAAUCCUCCCCGCUGCUCGCUCGCGCUCCGGACCUCCGGCGAGAAGUGGGGGUGGUCUUGAGGAUGAAAACGGGCGUGUGAGCGCCUCUUCUCCCCGGCGCGAUACACUGUUGCGAAUAUGUCUAUUUAUCAGCUCGCAGCGUGCUCAGUUGCUGGAGGUUUGUGUCUAUUUUUCCAUUGUGUGCUGGCUGGAGCCUGAAGUGGGCGUCGCUCCAGGACAGACUGGGCUGCUCUGGUGCGCCGCUGCCCGCUUUCCUCUCGCAGGACUGCAGCACUCUCCGUGCCGUUUUUGUAGGUCGUGUGUAAUGUCUGAAUUAACGCGGACUAGCUCGGGCAAGAUGUUGCACUUUUGGUUUUCUCGUGACAUGAGGAGCGCAGAAGAGUGUUGCGGGCGGGGGUUGUCGGGCGCCGUGGAGCCGGUCAGCAAGCAUCACGUAAUUAAAAAUGACUGCGUGUAAUUCAGCCUACAUGGGGAUGGUAAAUAGGGUACUAUAGAAGGAAGAGAACUAUUCUGCAAAGGAGGUUGCGGCAAUUUCUUUUUCCCCUUCGGAUGACAUGUCCGGGCAGCCUCAGAGGUGGUUCAACGCCGCUGACAUCACGGUGGCUCACCAAAGCAACCUGCUGAAGCAGCUCAACCAGCAGCGCCGCCAGGAGCUCUUCUGUGACUGCAGCGUGUUGGUGGAGGGCCAGCUCUUCAGGGCCCACCGCAACGUCUUGUUCGCCAGCAGCGGCUACUUCCGCAUGCUGCUGUCCCAGGGGCCAGACGGGCUGUCCGACUCUGUCAGCGCCACCUUCGACGUCUUCAGCCCCGAGACCUUCACCGUUAUUCUGGAUUUCAUCUACUCUGGCCAGCUGGACCUCUCCAGUCACAAUGUGAUCGAGGUGAUGUCUGCAGCCAGCUACUUGCAGAUGAACAAUGUCAUCAACUACUGCAAGAACUUCAUCAAAUCCUCCUUGGACAUCAGCGUGAAAGACGAAGACAGCGAGCGCUGCAUCAGCUUGUCUGAGACUUGCAGUUUCACCAGUGUAGCAGGAGAUGAGACCUCAGAGCAGCAGCAGCAAGGCCCCAGCUCUGUGAGCCCACCACCAGCACUUUGGACCCGGGACAACUCCAGAUCCCAGUCUGGGUUUAUAGGCAAGGACUCUGAGCAGGAGGCAUCAGCCUCAGCCCUAACAACUAACCCAAGUAGCCCUAGUGAUCCCAACGCAGAGGCGGAUGACCUGCAGGACCCUCAUGACCCGCUGUAUACCCUGCCUGGAUCAGAGCGCCGGAGAAGUAAAGGGGGAACCAAGAGGAAAGCACCCAACAGUGCUCGCUCCAACCAGCAUGAAGACCUAGACAUCCAGGAGGCGAGGACACAGAAGGCUGAAAAGGCAGAGGAGCUGUAUGCUACUCUGCCACCUAUUGUGGGUGUUAUUGGACACUUUAACAAAGAUUCCAACCCUAUCAUGCGCUUCAAAUGCCCCUUUUGUACACACACGGUGAAGAGGAAGGCGGACCUGAAGCGCCACUUGCGCUGUCACACUGGGGAGAGGCCGUACCCCUGCCAAGCCUGCAAUAAACGCUUCACUCGCCUGGAGCAUCUUCGUAGCCAUUUUGAGACGAUCCAUCAAGCCAGGAAGCUGGUGUGCAGGAGGUGUAAGUGUCAGGUGACAGAGGAUACCGGGCAUGUGGUGUGUGAGGGCACACGACGCUACCGCAUGUGCACUGCGUGCAUCCAGGAAGUGGGUUGUGAUGACAUCCCCAUGGACAGCCUAGAGGGGACCAAUGAUGAGCCGGCCCUGUUGUUGGGGGUGGAUGGGGAGGAGGAGGGGGACACCAAGAGGAGCUGGAUGGUAACUGAUGACGACGACCUGGCUGAAGACUCGGGGGCCGACCUCAUCAUCCAACAAGUGGACGACAGCGAGGAAGAGCUGCAGUGAAAUUGAACCAAAGUGUGUGUGUGUGUGUGUGUGUGUGUGUGUGCGUGUGUGUGUGUGUGUGUUUGUGCGCAAAAGCCAUGCAAGAGAAUUUAUGCAUUCAAUAUGUGACCCACUCAUGUAAAUACACACAUUUAUGAUAUAUUAGUUGUCUAUUAGUUCAAUGCAACUGUUUAAUCUUUACUUUCCAUGAGAUUGUUGACCUUUGUGACAAAGUGGAAUGCUUUUUGUCAAGCUUCUUAAAGAUAUGCAGUAUCCAAAGCAUGCAUAUUCAGUGUUUCCUUUGCUCUAAGUAUAAUAAUUAUAUGAUAGCUCUUUCAAAGAUAUUUUUUACAUAUGCAUGGAAGACAAGCUUUGCCAUUCUUUUGGACUCUCUGCUUUGAUAAAAGCUGGCAUCUGAGCAACACAAAAUGACAAGGACAAAAUAAUGACUCUGCUACUUCCCCACUCCCUGUGGGGAAAGUCAAGAGCAGACGCUUUUUGUUCCAGUGUUCCACAGUUGCAGUGCUUUUCAUGAUUACAUUUCAUAAUGAUAUGCACUAUGAUAUAAAGCCAAUUAUAAUUUAUUUGUUUGUUUUUUUACUUUUUGACACAUUAAAGAUAUUUUUUAUACA
Molecule: messenger RNA, 3128 nt
Organism: Acanthopagrus latus (yellowfin seabream)
Lineage: Eukaryota; Metazoa; Chordata; Actinopteri; Spariformes; Sparidae
Gene: zbtb8a
Product: zinc finger and BTB domain containing 8A
Exons: 4
Coding region: 1150-2517 (455 amino acids)
Biological process (GO): regulation of transcription by RNA polymerase II
Molecular function (GO): RNA polymerase II cis-regulatory region sequence-specific DNA binding; DNA-binding transcription factor activity, RNA polymerase II-specific; protein binding
Source: RefSeq, a predicted model, not a curated record